This is a messenger RNA of Euleptes europaea (tarantolino), 525 nucleotides long. It is a transcript of the gene SMPX, whose product is annotated as small muscle protein X-linked. The coding region runs from base 98 to 358 and encodes 86 amino acids. The transcript is spliced from 5 exons. Lineage: Eukaryota; Metazoa; Chordata; Lepidosauria; Squamata; Sphaerodactylidae. The record is from RefSeq and is a predicted model, not a curated record. Gene Ontology annotation, cellular component: muscle tendon junction; M band; costamere.
GUUUCAACCACCUGUGGGGAAUCAGGCAAGAUCCUCCAGCUGACUAAAGAAGGUGUCUCACUAAGCGUCAAAAGGAGGGUAAGUCUUUCCUUUCAAAAUGUCAAAACAGCCAGCUUCAAAUGUCAGAUCUAUUCAGGCUAAUAUCAACAUCCCAAUGGGAGCACUUUUACCUGGGGCAGGUCAACCACCUAAAAGGAAAGAAUUUACCGAACCGGAAGAGUCUCUUCCAGCUACAACAGAAGAGGAAAAGAAAAAAACUCUCCCAGGUGCCAAGAAGCUACCAGGCCCUGCUGUUAACCUGUCAGAGAUCCAGAAUAUAAAGAGUGAGCUGAAAUUUGUCCCCAGAGCUGAACAGUAAUAGAAAUGAAAAGGUCUACCAAGAUGCUACGGAGAUGCUAAAUAGACUGUAAUGAAGACAGAUCAUUGAAACAAUUUAUAUAUUUAUAAGAAGAUUGCAAACGUCCCCAGUACAAGAUACUCUAUAAAAUAUCUUUGCAUAUUUAUAUCAGGCUUUCUUUUUAUCUG